GUACAUAUAAAGAGCCACCAUAGACGCGAAAACUCACUAAAGCACGAAAGAGAAAACCCUAAAGAAGAAAUCGCAAGAGCGGCAACAGUUCGUGCACGAUGAUCAUCCCAGUUCGUUGCUUUACUUGUGGAAAGGUGAUUGGGAACAAAUGGGACACUUACCUUGAUCUUCUCCAGGCUGAUUACACCGAAGGGGAUGCUCUUGAUGCGAUUGGGUUAGUUCGUUACUGCUGCAGACGCAUGCUUAUGACUCAUGUCGAUCUUAUCGAAAAGCUUCUUAACUACAACACUUUGGAGAAAUCUGAUGCCAAUUAAAAAUGAUGCUAUAACGAAUAACAUAUGAGCCAAGUCUUUACCUAUGAAUGAUGAUGUUUCAAUAUUUUCUACUUGGCAAGUUGGGUCUAGUUUUAGACUACUUUUUGAACCACAAAAAAAGAUAAACACCUCAAGUUCAAAAACAAAUAGGCAUUUCAUAAGUAAAUCGUAUAUUUAAAUUUUAAACGGUA
This is a messenger RNA of Brassica rapa (field mustard), 505 nucleotides long. RefSeq names its product DNA-directed RNA polymerase subunit 10-like protein. Gene Ontology annotation, cellular component: RNA polymerase I complex; RNA polymerase II, core complex; RNA polymerase III complex. Gene Ontology annotation, biological process: transcription by RNA polymerase II; transcription by RNA polymerase I; tRNA transcription by RNA polymerase III. Gene Ontology annotation, molecular function: DNA binding; zinc ion binding. NCBI's taxonomy places the organism in Eukaryota, Viridiplantae, Streptophyta, Magnoliopsida, Brassicales, Brassicaceae. The record is from RefSeq and is a predicted model, not a curated record.